AUGGCGUCGCCCGGGAGCUCCCAGCCCUGCUGGGGCCCUGCUCGCUACUGCCUGGUGAGCCGCAUCCCGGCCGAGCUCCGCUCCGCCCAGCUCCGCUCCUACUUCAGCCAGUUCGCCGAGGCCGGCGGCUUCCUCUGCUUCCACUACCGGCACCGGCCCGAGCGCAGCGGGCCCCCGGGGCAGGGCCCGGGCCCGGCCACUUGCUGCUGCCUGGUAGCGGUGCGGCCCGGCCAGGCCCGGCGGCUGGUCCGCAUGUACUCGGGCAAGCGCUGGCUGGAUGCCCAGGGCGACGGGCUGCCCGGCCGCUGCGUGAUCCGCAGGGUCCGAGUCUCCCCGGACACAGGUUUGGGCAUGUUCCAGUAUAAAACUAAAAAGGAGCUUCAUAAUAAGACCCAGAGUGAAAUGUUUACCCAGGCAGACUUAAAGUGGCUGCCUGAACUGAACCCCCCUGUGUUUAUGCCCCAUGGGAAUGUGGGAACUCCUCUGAGAGUCUUCCUGGAGCUGAUCAAGGCCUGCAGGCUGCCUCCCCGAGUUAUUAAGAAACUGCAGCUACGAUUCCCCAAGACAGGAUCCUCUCGCAGGUAUGGGAAUGUGCCCUUUAAAUAUCGGGACACUGAGACUGUUGAACAAGAAGACCUGGUUUAUACAGACACGGGGGAGGAGAUCACAAUGGAAAAGGGACCCCUGGCAAGAACUGGGAUGACUCAAACUAGUGAUGAGGAAGACUGGGAAGGACCAGGAAAGGAGGAAGCAGAAGAGUCUCACUCAGAUGAUGAUGAUGAUAGGUGCGAGGAGUGGGAACGACAUGAGGCUCUGCAUGAGGAUGUAACCAAUCAGGAACGCGCAGAGGAGCGGCUGUAUGAAGAGGAGAUUGAGCUGAAGUGGGAGAAGGGAGGCUCUGGGCUGGUCUUCUACACAGAUGCUCAGUACUGGCAGGAAGAGCAAGGAGACUUUGACGAACAGACGGCAGAUGACUGGGAUGUGGACAUGAGUAUCUACUACGACAAAGACGGAGGUGAUAAGGAUGCCCGCGAUGCAGUACAGAUGCGCUUGGAACAGAGACUCCGGGAUGGUUUGGAGGAUGGGUCUGUUUCAGGGCAACAGAUUGGGACCUUUGAGAAAUAUACCAAGGGUAUUGGCAGGAAGGUGUUGGAGAGGCAGGGCUGGAUGGAGGGGCGAGGUCUGGGGAGCAGCAACUCUGGAAUGGCUGAAGCGUUGGACAAUGAGGGUCAGCAUCCCAAGUGCAAGAGAGGAUUGGGGUACCAUGGAGAGAAACUGCAGACUUUCAGCAAGCCGAAAAAACCUCGCCGGGAUGGCCCCAUCCUCAUCUCCACAAUCUACGAUGAGCCCCAGCCUGUAGACAGUGGGGACCAGCUACUCCGGCGCCAGCUGCCCACUGCCAUGAAGUACAGACAGGACAUGGCAUUUGUCCGAGCGACUCAGAGUGUUCACCAGAGGCCCGGUGCCUCAUGAGAGUUGCUGCUGAACAGAGACUUUGGGACUCAUUCAUUAGAGCAAUAGCAGAACCUUUAUAUUAGAACAGCCUCUUCUGUGCUCCUUUGUUACCUGGAGGCUGACUUCUCCUGCUCUCUGAUCCUAAGCAAAAUGUUAAUAUAUUUUCUGGACUC
Molecule: messenger RNA, 1628 nt
Organism: Emys orbicularis (European pond turtle)
Lineage: Eukaryota; Metazoa; Chordata; Testudines; Emydidae
Gene: GPATCH3
Product: G-patch domain containing 3
Exons: 7
Coding region: 1-1473 (490 amino acids)
Biological process (GO): positive regulation of DNA-templated transcription; negative regulation of RIG-I signaling pathway; negative regulation of type I interferon production
Molecular function (GO): nucleic acid binding
Source: RefSeq, a predicted model, not a curated record